Cotesia congregata is the source of this 939-nucleotide messenger RNA. The record is from the annotation of a GenBank genome assembly. NCBI's taxonomy places the organism in Eukaryota, Metazoa, Arthropoda, Insecta, Hymenoptera, Braconidae.
AUGCCAAGCAUAACGCAUCUUUAUUUAGGCAAAAAUGAUCUUGAAUCGGUGGAUUUCUUGAAAAAUUUUCCUCAAAGUUUAACUCAUUUGGAUCUGCACGCCAAUGAAAUACAUAGUUUCGAUGUUGGCAAGCCUGCCAAUCGCUUAAAAGUUUUAAAUUUCAAUGAAAAUAAAAUUAAUAAAUUGUGUGGACCUCAUGAUCAAAUUUAUGACUCUGACUGCUGGGGAAUGAGAUUAAGAAGGCUUAAGCAAUUACAAUGUUUGUCGAUUGUCAACGUAGGCCUAGAAUACAUCGCAACAGAUUCGUUAGAAAAUUUGUCAGAAUUAAUAUAUUUAGACAUGUCUGAGAAUAAAAUUAGUGAAAUUAACAACGCAUUAAAUAAUUUAGUUCAACUGAAGACACUUAUUUUGGAAAACAAUCAAUUGAUUGAUAUUCCUAAUAUAUCGAAUCUUAAAAAUUUAGAAUAUUUCUCAGUUUCAAAUAAUAAUCUUACUUCUUUAAAGAGAUACAAUUUUGAUAAUUUAUUGAAUUUGAAAAUAUUAAAGCUCAGUCAUAAUGGGUUGACUGAAAUCAUCCCAGGAACAUUCAAUAAAUUAGUUUCAUUAGAAGUAUUAGAUCUUUCUUCAAACAAGCUUCAAAUUUUACCGAAUGAUUGGAUCACUCCGAAAAUAAAAUUAAAAUACUUGUUCUUGAAUGAUAAUUUAUUAACAAGUUUUCAGAGUUCGUCAAUUAUCAAAAUUAAAACUCUUCAACACUUGAACAUUGGUAAUAAUCCACUGAGAUUUAUGAUAAAUUUACAAACACUUUGGUCUCUACCCGAAAAUCUGACGAUGGAUGUUGAAGUUGAACAAUAUUUUGAAUUACCAUCAAUGCCAAACAUGAGAAAUAAAAUUUGGACCGACGAAAUACGAACCAUGACCAUGCGAGACUUCGAUUAG